This is a messenger RNA of Cooperia oncophora, 606 nucleotides long. Lineage: Eukaryota; Metazoa; Nematoda; Chromadorea; Rhabditida; Trichostrongylidae. The record is from the annotation of a GenBank genome assembly.
UUGAUUUGUGGUUUUCAGAGCUGCGCUGGAGGUUCAGUCGAUUCAGUAGAGGAUCGAUCACCGCCAAGAAGAAGAGAGUUACCAGAAAAGAAACCUGCAAGAAAAGCUCCACCUCCAGCUGCCAGGCCACCACAGCGUCAAUCUCAGCCACAACAUCAGCCACAACGUGCACCUCAACGUCAACAGCAGCAGCGUCAACCUCAACGUCAACAGCAGCAACAAAACCGCCAAAUCAAAAGGCCAGGACAACAGCAAGUGAACAAGAAAAAAGUUGCUCAACAGAAACCUGCCCCUGCACCACUGAAGAUACGUCCUCCAAAGGAAACAGGAAUGAAGGGAACCUACGAUCCGAAUUAUCAAACUCUUGUUGGAUUGAACAACGACGACGUCUUCAAGCGGAAGGAUGGUGGUGGCGGCUCUAAAGACGCUGGUGGAGGUGGUGGUGCAAUGAAAAUACGCCCUCCAGCGCAACACCAAAUGAAAGGAACAUACGAUCCAAAUUAUCAGACACUAGCAGGAAUGAACAACGACGAGGUCUUCAAAAGAAAAGAGGGUGGAAGCCAAGAUGGCUGGAGGAGGCGCGAAGGUAAGAACACGGUCUUGUGA